Molecule: messenger RNA, 1624 nt
Organism: Aspergillus pseudonomiae
Lineage: Eukaryota; Fungi; Ascomycota; Eurotiomycetes; Eurotiales; Aspergillaceae
Product: D-mandelate dehydrogenase-like dehydrogenase
Exons: 3
Coding region: 1-1035 (344 amino acids)
Cellular component (GO): cytosol
Molecular function (GO): glyoxylate reductase (NADPH) activity; NAD binding; hydroxypyruvate reductase [NAD(P)H] activity
Source: RefSeq, a predicted model, not a curated record
AUGGCAAGUAUCACCAAACACGUAGCAACAUUAAUCCGAUCAAAACCAAGUGUACUAUUGAUCGGCAAACUACAUCAUUGCAAGAGUGAAUGGUCCGAACUCCAAACCAAAUACAAAACAUAUGAGUUCACAGGCAACCGCCAGCAAUUCUUACAAAACUGUCAAUCCGGAACAUGGGAUGGGGUUGCAGCACUUUACCGAACAAAUUCAACACUCGAGACCGGGCCGUUUGACAAGGAGCUUGUCCACGCCCUGCCGUCGACAUUGAAGUUCAUCUGUCUCAAUGGUGCAGGAUAUGAUGGGAUGGAUAUGAAAGCUUGUACCGAAAGAGGUAUACAGAUUUCUAAUACUCCAAAGGUCGUUGCGGAUGCCACGGCCGAUGUGGCCAUGUUCUUGAUGUUGGGUGCGUUGCGCCAGGCUAUGAUACCUUUAGUAUCUAUUAGGAAAGGACAAUGGAAAGGUGAUACGCCUCUAGGCUGUGAUCCUGGGGGCAAAGUACUAGGGAUUUUGGGGAUGGGUGCUAUUGGACAGGCUAUUGCGCAUCGGGCUCGUGCGUUCGGUUUGAAUAUUAUCUACCAUAAUCGUUCCAAGCUCCCUAGAGAUAAAGAAGAAACAGGGGACAGCAAAUAUGUGACGUUUGAUGAACUUCUGCGAUAUUCAGAUAUCAUCAGUCUUAAUUUACCAGCCACAGAGAAAACUCGACAUAUCAUCUCGAAAGCUGAGUUCGAGAAGAUGAAGGAUGACGUGGUCAUUAUCAAUACAGCAAGAGGCUCGUUACUUGAUGAAGCAGCCUUGGUAGAGGCCUUGCAAACAGGCAAGGUUGCUUCUGCUGGAUUGGAUGUCUUUGAAAAUGAGCCGGUCGUCCACCCGGGCCUGCUUCACGACAACAGAGUUAUGAUUCUACCUCAUAUUGGGACGACAACACGUGAAACCAAGUGUGAAAUGGAGUUAUUGACUUUGCGGAACAUAGAUAAUGCCUUGAAUUAUGACAAGCUGCUCACACCGAUUCCAGAACAACGGCAAGACCAGUUCUGAGAGAGGACACAUUAGAGAGACAGGAACUCUGUGUUACAGUUGGCAUUUUAUUAAGUCGUCCUGCUAUUAGUAUGCAUGUAGAACUUCUCUCUCAACGAUCACCUCGCAGGGAUUUCAUGCAGUGGAAACUUGACAUCCACCCUUUUUAUUAUUCUUUAUUUCUGUUGAAAUCCUGUACUUACAUUAUACAUAUCACCUUUGGUUAAAGGCCUGUGCUACAAGAUCAGCAGAUGAUUGUGGUAGGGAUUUCAUUACCUUCGUCACUCUUCUUCUGCAGGAUCGGUUCAACCUCUGGCUAAUAAUAAUAAUCGGAUUUCAUUGUUCAGCAUGGGAUAAGAAAAUAACAAAAAAUAACAUGUGCAUUCUCAUGAACCCACAAUCUGGCUCUGUUCAUAACCCUGAUUCAAUCACAAAGCUGACCACUGCAUGCUUUUAUACAUACCCCUGCUCCUACACUCACCAACCCCAAAUUGUACAGGAAAAGCAAGACAUAGCAUUAUUCAUGAUCCAGAUCACCAACGAGAGCCACCUGAGCCAUAUCCACCGCCAUAACCUUGCCCGUGGCUUUGCCUAGAAUCAUGCCUGGAAC